Messenger RNA from Moesziomyces aphidis, 396 nucleotides. The record is from the annotation of a GenBank genome assembly. Lineage: Eukaryota; Fungi; Basidiomycota; Ustilaginomycetes; Ustilaginales; Ustilaginaceae.
AUGCAGAUCUUCAAGCUGCUGCCUGCCUCUGUCCUUGUCGGCGCUACCUGCGCCGCCUCUCUGCAGCCUCGCUCGAGCCGAUCCGACUGCCUUCGGGACACUACCGAGAAUGCUGCGCUUGGAGCGCCUCAGAAAGCCGACGUGGCCAUCUGCUACCACGGAGACAACGCUUCCACCUCCGAUGAUGGUGAAAUGAUCAAAGACGACGACCAUUACGGCUACUUUUACAAGACCAGCUGCGACCACAGGAGGGUCGGUCUCGACUGCUUCUGGAUGAAGGGCCCCAACACUUGGAGAGGCUACAAGGAUGGCGGCUCCGACAACGUUUACGUCAAGUACUUCAACAACAAGUGCAGCUACGACAGCUCCACCGUGACCGUCAACUGCUCGACUUAG